Marchantia polymorpha subsp. ruderalis is the source of this 1345-nucleotide messenger RNA. The record is from the annotation of a GenBank genome assembly. Lineage: Eukaryota; Viridiplantae; Streptophyta; Marchantiopsida; Marchantiales; Marchantiaceae.
GCCAUUCCUCUCGCAAAUUGAGCUCUUCGCCUCUAACACUGCUCAAAAUCUAUCUACCGCAGUCAGUGAGGCUUUCCUUGCGUAUUCAGCGCGAUUGUGCAGAGCUCGUUGCACACUCUUCUCCUACAAAAUGGCAUCCAUGACAGCCGCAACCACUUCCGCCCUGCAGGUAGGAAGCAUCAGCUCAGUGUCCAGGACCACUGUUCCCAAGUCCGCAUCCGUCAGUUUGGGAUCGUCAGCAAGUCUGAGGGGCCUGAGAUUGAGGGCUGCCCCCGCACCACGACUCCGAUCGACCCAACCGUUCGCUAUCCGUGCCGAGGAUGGCUCAGGAAUCGUGGACUCUGUCAAGGAAGGAGCCGAUCAGGUUGCCAAGAAUGUUCAGGAUGGAGCCAACAAGGCUGGCGAAGUUGUCUCAGACGCUGCCUCAAAUGUCAAGUCCGGAGCACAGAAUGUCGUGGAAACCGUGAAGGACAAGGCUGGAGACUUGACCGGACAGGCCAAGAGCGCCAGCAAGGAUCUCGGAAGCAAGGCUGAAGACGUCAAGGACAGCGUCAAGGAGGGUACUGACAAAGCUACCAGCAAAGCACAGGACGCUGGAAAGGAUCUCCAGGGAAAAGCUGAGGAUGCUACGUCGUCUGCCCAGUCGAGCUUUAAGGACGCUUCGAGGCAGGCAGAGGGAUCCGUCAGAGAUGUUUCGAAGUCUGCUCAGUCAGGAUUAGACGACGCUUCGAGCAAGGCCAAGUCCGGUAUCGAUGACGCAUCCAGGAAGACAGAGAAGGCCGCCAACGACCUAAAGAAUUAGAGGGUGGAGCUCAAUCUGUCGACAACGCCUGUGUCCUGAAACUUGUGCCAUAGCCAACCAUCAGAUUUUGUAUAAUGUGUAGAGAACUUCCUGAUAGAGAUUCAGUCGACGCACGCUCUCCAAUAUCAUCAGCUCCAGUAGCUUCUGCCUCAGCUACUGCGAACGGAGGAGAUGCUGGACAUUUAGAUACUGGAGCUUUUCCUAAUUAGGGAUACAUCACAAAUUCAUGCAACCUCUUUCGGGAGGCCACUUGUGAAAUAGGUCCAUCACAUCAACUUAGCACAGCCAUCAGCGGGUUAUUUUCUGCUAGAUGCUUUUUCUCAAAAAAAAUUCUCAAAUUUUUUGUAUGUGCUUAGUACUGAGGCCAGUUUGUAUUUAUCCAGGCGAAAUGUUGUGGACAUGGGUAGAUCUGCUGAGUUCAUUGAGAGAGUCAUUCCGUUUUUGGUGAAGAAACAGACAGUACUUGCACCAACUCUUCGAGUCAUAAAAGCUCCCAGUUCAAGCCUUGACUAGUCAUAUUGACGAAGCUUUUGGUUGGAAUGU